AUGACGACCAACUCACCCGACUUGUCAGCCUCGGCGCCGUCAAAGGAAGACCAAUACCGGCAACUUCGUCGCCCACCCUCUCAAAGUCGCCUCUCCUCGCUCAUGGUGCCCGGCAGAUCACGGAGCGGGUCUACAGCCUCACAGAAUAGCGUGAACGUGGAAGAUGGAGGUGCGACUGGGAGGAUAACACCUGAAGGACGGAGAAGAGCUGGGAAGGCUGCGACCACAUCGCUGCUAGCCAACGAUGCCAAGUACAAAAAGUUCAGAUAUCAGGUAGACAAGAGCCUGCAGUCGUUUGAGAGCAUCAACGAAUGGGCGGAUUUCAUAUCGUUCCUCUCGAGGCUUCUCAAGACUUUACAAUCCCAAUCUCCUCCCUACAAUGAAAUCCCCCGCAAAUUGAUUGUUGGCAAGAGGCUAGCUCAAUGUCUGAAUCCUGCUCUGCCAUCUGGAGUUCAUCAGCGCGCUCUUGAUGUCUACGCAUACAUUUUCAGCAUUAUUGGCGUCGAUGGAUUGGAACGGGAUCUCACAAUUUGGUCAUCUGGUCUCUUCCCAUUCUUCCAAUAUGCUGCGACAUCUGUUAGGCCGUUGCUCAUCAACAUAUACGAAACCUAUUAUCUUCCAUUGCAAGUGCAAUUACGGCCAGCGACGAAAGCAUUUAUACUUGCACUUCUCCCUGGGAUUGAAGAGGAAUCAGGCGACUUCUUUGAUAAGAUCCUUUUCCUUCUAGACAGGCUUUCAGGAGCUGUGACACCAACCUUCUUCCUCCAAAACACCUUCCUCAUCCUCAUAACAUCUUCGACAUCCAGGCUAUCGGCUCUCAAUUACCUUUCAAGACGGAUGUUGAAACCGCCUGAUCAUCCAGAGGCGACAGUCGAGACAGGUCUAUUGAUCAGAGGCUUUGCCGCAGUAUUGGGCGACGACAAUAUGCUGGUGCGGAGAAGCGGUCUGGAGCUUUUGUUGAGAGUCCUCAAGCUGGAUAGCGGAGUAUACAAGAGUGCCACCGACAAGGACAAGGAGCUCCUGAUGCGAGCAGUUACCGAUGUCGUUCUGCAGAAAGAGCUCUCGCUCAGUCGGCGCGUGUACACUUGGCUCCUCGGCCCAGGAGAUACCCCCACAGAUCAACUACGAUUCUUCAAGUCUCACGGACUAGACCUCCUCGCUUCCACUGUCCUCACCGACAUGCUAGAACUAGAGACUCAAAAGGAUCGCUCGGAUAACGAGAAUGGACCGGAUUUGCAGAGACCUUUCAAGGUGUUCCUCUCCCUGCUGGAUAAAUGGGAAGUGGGGGUUGCAUUGUCCCGAAAGGUGACCAUAAAUGCGUUGCGUAUCGUCAGGAGGGCGCAACUGGAGGGCACACCGGGCGCGUCUGACACUGCCAGUGCGCUGUACGAUGCUGUAGAGCCCACAGUGAUCUGGAAGGAUCUCAGCACGGCAGUCAUUGAUGAAGUUUCCGGAGGAGAAGCGCACGACCUGGAGCUGAUUCUAUGGCUUCUGCGUAAUGUACCUCAGACCGACGAAGAGGUGACCAACAUCCAUGUACCGAGUCUUCUACAAUGCCUCCUUGCAGAGGAUCGAAAGAAUGCCGCUCUGUCUCUGGCCGUUCAUUUGAUCGAGACUGUACCUACCACCAUCCUCACUCGCUCGAGCACUACCAUCGACUGGGCAUCGGACUCGCCCCCUGUCUCUCAGGUACUCUACUCUGAGGAUCGGCUGCCCGAGACCAUCGAGUCGCGAAUACAAGCAGAGACCUUGCCCUCCAUUAUUGACGACGCGUUUGCUAUCAACAUGUCGACUAUCGACGCCACAGACACCACCUUCUUACUGAACUCGAUAAGACUAGUAUCUGCACUCAUCGAGAGCGAGACGCCCUCAUUGGCUCUGGUAGACGGGUCGAGCUGGCUGAGCGCAGUGGUUCGCGGUCUGAACAAGGUCAGCACGUUUGUAGUGGUUGAAUCACUGGUAUGUGUAGCUUUGAAAGCUAGCAGGUGUGCCUUCAUACAACCACCGUUGGACUUGACAUCAGAAACAAAUAUGUUUGCCUUCCUGGACUCGCUUUUCCGAUACCUUCGGCCAUCCGCAUCGCUAUACCACUCAAGGGCUGUCGAGCUGUUAUGGGAUUUCAACCAGCUGGCAGAGAUACACACACUGGAGAAUGUGAUCGCGAGAAGGAUGGCGCAAAGACCGUUCAACAGCUCUGCGUUCGAGGCCUUUGGUGUUUUCUGGCGGCUUACAGACGAUUCCAUGCUCCCCGGAGAGAUCUUUAAUGUGCCGAUAUGUGCCGUCCUCGACAGUCUCAACAGCUCCGACCCCAAUAUCCAACGCCACGCCGAAACUUGGUUGCGCUUGAACCUUCGCUCCUAUCUCAGAGUCGUUGAUCCCAUCAUGAGCCGUUUGAUAGACCCUGUCAUCAAGUACAACUCUUCAAAAGGUGUAUACGACGGCCCAGUCGACCUGGGUAGGAUCACAUACUACAUUGAAGCUAUCGCAACUCUCUUCCAGUUUGGCGGUCAGGGGCUCAGCAAGACGUUUGCGGCUCAAGAGUUUGGAUCCUCGCUCCAUUCCACAUUUGUCCAUCGAGCCGAGGGACAGUUUCCAGAGAUCAAAACGUAUCUAGAGCUGUUGGUGAUGAUCUUGAUCAGAUUCCUAGAGACCGAGGAAGAUUCCAGAAGGGGGAACACUCAACCGCUUGUGGUUCGCCUCCAGGGUGCGGCCCUCUCGCUACUCCAAACGGUGGUAUCGCGCGGCGAUGUGCCUUACCCUCUAUUGAACGACCUCAAGGCCAAGCUGGUCGAGAAUCUGAUAUCUGCUGUGCAAAAAGGUCAUCUGACACUCCAGAGCAAGAUGCUGCAUCUUUUGCAUUCAGCUAUCCACGCUUCAGCCCCACGACGCGAUCAUCCUUCGCGUGUCGCGAGUCACACACACCGGCGCGCUGCCUCUUCCAUCUUUGAGAAGCCUCCUCCUCUCGAGAUAUCCCCUAGCGAAUUCGAGUACCAGCUCGUGGUCAUGAUCAUGCGCGGAGUCGUCACGCCUUCCAACAUCCCGGUCCUACAGCACUGGGUCGAUUUUGUUCUCAUGACGGUGCCCACGCUGGCCAGUCGGCCUGCAUUACUCCACACACUAGUCGAGUGCUUUAGUCAGGAGACACGAGAGCUGGUCCAGCGUAUGAGGGAUGCGCAUGAGAAGGCAUCGGGACAUAGAGACGAAGUCAUACAUGACGAGACUCUGAGUGUGACGGACGCAGAAGUCGUCAUGACACUGAACGCGCUGGAACGGGUGCUCACCCUUCUCGGCAACCAGGCUCUGGGGAGAGCAGACGAGACACCAAAUCCCCAAACCGAGAGCGGCAGCAGAAUUUUGGGCCUGGUAUCGAAUGUCUUUACUGUCGAGGCACCUUCUAUCGACCCCAAGGCGGAAUCUCCACGAUACCUGGACGACGCUAUACAUGCUCUUUUGGUCACAUGGUCGGCCACUCUGCCACCACAAACCUCGGAUGCCCUCAACUACGCACCUUAUGAGGUGAUACAUUCCAGGGCAAAGCGGGUGCUGGAAAAAGCUUUUACGGCCCAACCGCUGGCAGUGAUGUCGAGUUGUGUCCAUGUGUGGUCUUUGUGCUCUGAACAGGUAUCGGACACGGCCAUUUUCGACUGUAUCGAUGCCCUGACCCCCAGCGCGCAAAAGGUGCUGGAGCUGACAUGUGAGCUGGCUUCUGGCAAGACUGGGCGAAUGAUCCCGGACUACAGGGUCGACCCGUCAUAUCUAGCGUUCUUGGAGGCCUAUGUCUCUCGAUUGGAGGCUCCAAUUGCCGUGCAAAUAUGGUCGACUUUGUUUAGCUUUGCUCGAGAUGUUGCUGGGGGCGUCACUUCAAGCUCGUCUCGGGCACAGCUCUAUCCCACUUUACAGUGUUUGACCAACGUGUGUCUGACCAUCUCAAAAACGACAGCUUUGGAAGACCGCCGGCUGCGGCGUGAUGUGCAGGACAUUUAUGUCAAGCUUCUCGACCUGGUAGUGUCGAACGUUUCAAAGAUUGCAGAAGGCGGUAUAUGGGACAGAACGACAAUGGCGAAGGAGGAUAGCGAGGAGGACACGAACGUGGAGAAGGGUCUCGAGCAGAUCUUUGACUAUCUAUCUUCAACCAUCAUACCUAAUCUGCGAGCACUCUUAGUGGAGGCUGAUAGAGUCAAUUCUGCCUGCAGCGGUAUAGCGGUCAGCAUCAUCGCCCCCGCUUUCCGACAGCAAAAAGUCGAUGUCCCCAUCUUACGCCUCGUUCUUCAACUAUCCCACAUCCCCUCAGCGACCAAAACCUGGCGUUCUUACAUCUCCGAUUCCUUUGGUGACUCUCGCCUUUUCAAGACGAAGCCUCCAAUCGAAGUGGCAUACUGGAAAGCGCUCGUUCUUGCCCUUUUCGAUGCAGACAAGGAACGCUUCCCCGACCUGCUAUCCCGCAUCACCUCGGCAUCUUCAGCCAACAUCAACAUAUUCACGAAUAGAGAACAAGAGAUGCUGGUCAAGUGCGGCAAUCUGCGGAGACUGAGUUUGUUGUUGCUGUCGGCUGAACGUAAUCACUAUCUUGGGCAACUACCGGGUAUCCAAGAGCGUCUGGUAGAGAUGUUGAGGUCGAGCAGUUUAUCUGCAAGAGUACACUCUGAUGUCUAUCUUUGUCUGAGAAUACUCAUGUGCAGAAUCAGCCCGCAACAUCUUGCCAACUUUUGGCCCGUCAUCCUCGCUGAACUGUUGCGUAUAUUUGAACAAACACUGGACGAGCCUCCCGAGAACAACUCGGAGGACCUGCAGCUGGUACUUGCAGCGUGUAAAUUCCUCGACUUGCUCCUCGUCAUUCACCACCAAUGGAUGUUUGUCACUGAUACCACCGACGCCGCCUACCCCCCAGAAGAAUUCGUCCCCGAAUCCAUCAUGGACCGCCUCGCCGACGUCCUCUCCGAACUCGACAAUAAACCCUCACCCAACCUGUCGCAAGAAGAACUGGUCCCCCUGGCAUCUCCCACCACCCAAGGUCCUGCUCCUCUCCGACGCCCCCGUCUUUCUGGGGUCAAGACUAUGACGAGCUUGCACCAGCUUCAGCCGUUCUUGGCGCGGGCGAGUAUGGACACGUUUGAAAGUGUGUAUGGCGAUUAUGGGGUGGAUUGGGAUGGGAUCGAGGAGAGUCUGACGGGGGAGAUUUUUGAUGCUUGA
Molecule: messenger RNA, 5190 nt
Organism: Cryptococcus wingfieldii CBS 7118
Lineage: Eukaryota; Fungi; Basidiomycota; Tremellomycetes; Tremellales; Cryptococcaceae
Exons: 17
Coding region: 1-5190 (1729 amino acids)
Biological process (GO): Golgi to endosome transport
Cellular component (GO): endosome; trans-Golgi network
Source: RefSeq, a predicted model, not a curated record